This is a messenger RNA of Lates calcarifer (barramundi perch), 2273 nucleotides long. RefSeq names its product CD81 antigen. Gene Ontology annotation, cellular component: membrane. NCBI's taxonomy places the organism in Eukaryota, Metazoa, Chordata, Actinopteri, Centropomidae. The record is from RefSeq and is a predicted model, not a curated record. The transcript is spliced from 8 exons. The coding region runs from base 149 to 868 and encodes 239 amino acids.
ACCGUUAGGGAGGGAGGAGUUGGGUGUUGCCUCGGUCUCCGAGCUGAAGUCAGGUUUCCCAGUUGAGAUCCAGCCUCGUUGCGCGUCGUGAAACCAGGACUGCUGUUGCUAACGUCUUGUGAACUCUGUGCCGAGUAUCCGACGGACCAUGGGAGUCGAAGGCUGCACCAAAUGCAUCAAAUACAUGCUUUUCUUCUUCAACUUCAUCUUCUGGCUUGCAGGAGGAGUAAUCCUCGGUGUGGCCCUGUGGUUGAGACAUGACCCUAAGACCAGCACCCUGCUGGAGCUUGAGUUUGAAGGAGCCCAUGCCCCCAGCACCUUCUACAUAUUUGUCCACAUCCUGAUUGCUGUUGGUGCAGUGACGAUGGUGGUUGGUUUCCUUGGGUGCUAUGGUGCCAUCCAGGAGUCCCAGUGUCUUUUGGGAACUUUCUUUGUCUGCCUGGUCAUCCUGUUCGCCUUUGAGGUUACAGGUGGAAUCUUGGGCUUCAUGCACAAAGACACUGUGUCAAAGGAGAUGAUGAACUACUAUGACUCUGUAUAUGACAAGGCCAUGACACAAAGCCUAAUUGACCCAAGCAAGAAACAGGCUGCAGCCCAUGUUCUCAAGGUCUUUCAUGAGACGCUGAGCUGCUGUGGAAAAGACCAGGGGACCACUUUUCUGACCCAAUUUACAGACGCAUUCAGCCUGACUGACAUCUGCCCCAGCGCUAGAAGUAGCAUUAGUUGCCACCACAGGAUCAAGGAAUUGUUUUCAGAUAAGAUUUAUCUGAUUGGCAUUGCUGUUCUGGUGGUUGCAGUUAUUAUGAUCUUUGAGAUGAUUUUCAGCAUGGUGUUGUGCUGUGGCAUCCGCAAUAGCCCGGUGUACUAAAGCAAUGGGCUGCCAGCAUACUUGCCAAUGAGGGAAGGACGACCUUGCAGUCUUUGUCCCAUUCAUUUUAUUUUCUUUUCUAGGCAAGAAACAUCACAUAUAUUGCUUGAUGGAUUUAGUCAGCUCAUUGAGAGUGCAACGUAAACCAUCCUCCACUGAGCAUUUUAAUUACACUGUCAAUGAAUCUUUGUUAGUCACAAAUGCUGUUAUGCAUAUUUGACCUGUACUAUCCUAACCUGAUAUGUAGAUAUUAUAUCUGACUGUCACACAUGAAUAGCUUUCACCAGUCCUGGUGCUCUAAUCCUUUAGGGAUUCAUUAAUUGUUUACUGCCUGCUUGCCUAUGAACAUGCUCUUAUAUUCUUGGUUUUAUUGAUGUUUUUUCCACUGUUUUAUGUAUAAACUGUAUAUAAAUAUAUAUAUUAACAGUGCGUCAUGACUGCAUGAGCAUGGAUAUUCCUCCCUCCCACGCCCCUGCACUUCCCAGUCUUACAUAGCAUUGUCUUGGUUCACAUCCACAGCAAAAGAAAAAUGAGAGGAUCAUUACCACUCUCAUGUGUCAAGGCUAAAUAUAAAGCUUAAUCCAGCAGGUGACAAGCUUUGCUUAGUAUUUUAAUAGCCUCAGGCUAAAUGCAGUAGUAAUUUUAUAGUGGUAAAGAGCAACGCUUUAAAACUACAGUGUUGAUCACACAUCAGUCUUAACUACCUGCUUAAGUUCCACCAAUUUGAAAACUACCACCUGGCAACUGAACAUGCUGAUCAACAGGAGUUUAUUCCACCAACUAGACUUUAAAAUAUUUGGUCCUGAGGUCUGUUUUUACUAGAUCCAUCUGCCUCUAACACAUAACUGCAUAGCACUGCAAUGCAUCAUAUACGCAUUCACAUAAAAUCAUAUCAUCUUGUGUAAUCUUCCAUAUUGUCACAGUGUUUGUAAACUAACUAAAUCUUGCCAUGUUAACAUCUCAUACUUAAACUGAGAAAUAGUGGAAGUGUCUUGUAAUAUUUACAGCUCUGAGGUAUUGUACUAAUGAAAAUAAUGAAGGCUGUCAAAAGACUAUGUAUGCCUUUUAUCUUGUAUUGUGAUAUCUUUGUCUGGUACGUCAUCAAAGGAAUCUUAAUGGAGAGGGUGGAAGAUUUUGUGGCAGUGCCAACUGAGAGGAUGUCAAACCUUCAUCACAUCUACGUUCUCCUUAGAUAUCAUAUUAAGAAAAUAUGACACCCAUCCAUCCAGUAUUCCCAAAUGAUGAGGGCACAAGCUGAGUUUCCUGAUAGUACUGUCCAUGUUGCUGCCUUCUGAAUUUGGUAUUUGACACUCAGGACCCACUGCCACUUAAAUCUCAAGCCAUCUACUCUUGUAGACUUUGGUUUGCCUAGAUAUAAAGGGAUUAAAUGUAUUUUACAAAUAAA